AAGCUACUCUUCUUAACAAGCAUAAGUAACAACAGAGAGAAACAGAGAAACAGAAAGAGAGAGAAUGGCCACAGAUUUGUAUGAUCCUGUUGAAGAAGACUACAUUGACAUGGAAAUCAGCUCAAACUUCAUCUUCUCUCCACCACAUACAAGAGAAUUUGAAUUCCAGAUGUUUCCAACCUCUUCAGAAAAGGAAACCACCUCUUCUCCAGCCGAUGAACUCUUUUACAAAGGAAAGCUUCUUCCUCUUCAUUUCCCUCCACCCUUACAAAUGGAGAAACUGCUUCAAAACUCGAAGCCUUAUUAUGGCUAUGACGAAUUCUUCAGUACUCCUCCAUCCACCACCACAAACACAACUCCAGUAGCCAAUAAUACACCAUUCCAUUCAUGCAAUAUCUCCCCAGCUGAAUCUUGUCAGAUUAGCAGAGAAUUAAAUCCAGAAGAGUACUCCCUUGAUUAUUACUACUCCAAUGAAAAAAACUGCUCAAAUGGUGGUGAUGAUGAUAACCCGAAGAAAUCAUGGACAAAAAAGCUCAAGUCGAUCAAGCAGUCUUCACUGGGUUCGAAACUGAAAGCCUCUGGAGCCUAUAUUAAAUCUUUGUUCAGCAAAUCUGGCUGUUCAGAUGAGUCAUGCACAUCAGCUCCAAGAAUCACAGGCGAAAGAUCAAUGUCAAUGAAUAAGAGUUAUUUAAAAAAUCCUUUUGCUCACGGUCAGCAUCAUAGAAGCAAAACAUCAACAAAAAAAGAGAGCAGAGAAGGAUAUCAUAGGAGAUCAUUCUCGGUGGCAUUUAAACAGCUAUCAACAACCAAGUCUUUCUCUUCCACAACUUCUUCUUCUUCAAGCUCAAGCAAUUCAAACGAGUUUCAAGAACUGUCUUAUCUCAGGAAAAGCAGAAGUGGCCGCUCUGAUAUUGAAAAUUCGAUUCAGGGUGCAAUUGCAUAUUGUAAAACAUCGCAGCAGAAGAACAAUCUGAGAAAAGGAAUGAGUGAAGUUGGUUUGUGUUCAUUGUCAGCUGCCAGUAUCGUUUCUGAGCAUCAAGAAAGAGAACGUCUUUGCAGAGCUUGAGAUGACAUUGAGAAGAGACAGAGAGAGAGAAAAAAAAGUAAAAGUACACAAGUACAAAUCUGGAUUGGCUGUUGAUUGUGUAAACCUUCUUUUUUUGUGUAAUUGCAAUCCUUUGAUUUUGGUACAACUUUCAGAAAUACCAUGUCUGUCCUUAAUUCAAUGGCAAUUUAUCAAUCAUUUGAAAAUGCAAUUGGAUAUUAUCCUUACA
Messenger RNA from Impatiens glandulifera, 1274 nucleotides. RefSeq names its product probable membrane-associated kinase regulator 4. Gene Ontology annotation, molecular function: kinase inhibitor activity. Gene Ontology annotation, cellular component: plasma membrane. NCBI's taxonomy places the organism in Eukaryota, Viridiplantae, Streptophyta, Magnoliopsida, Ericales, Balsaminaceae. The record is from RefSeq and is a predicted model, not a curated record. Bases 65 to 1066 code for a protein of 333 amino acids. The transcript has a single exon.